AAAGUAAAAAAUGGAUAUUUUUGUGAGAUAUAUUAAAAUAAUAAAAAGUGUUACUAAAAUGGUAAAAGAUGGAAUGUUUUUGGGGGAGUAUUAAAUAGAGUGGAGUGGAGUUUAAAAGACAAGAAAAGAAAUGCAUUAAUUGGAAGAUGUGUGCAGCAAUAAUAACCAAAUCUUACAACCCAGAGUCAGCUUAGCUGCCAAACCAAAUAUCGGAUUCCAUUCUCGUCUCUCUCUUUCUCUCUCUAAAUCCAUAUUCAUCACAUGCAACAGCAACAGACGCCCAUUCAUCACCAUUAGCGAGCAUGGGCUACCUCUCCUGCAAAACGGAAUCAUCCAUCUCCACAGCCGAUUCCCACCCCAUCAAAAUCCAAGAAUUCAACUACAAAGACCUCCAAUUAGCCACCGGCAACUUCUCCGACGCCAAGCUCCUCGGCCGAGGCAGCCACGGCCUCGUCUACAAAGCCGUCCUCCGCGGCGGCCGCCUCGUCGCCGUCAAGAAACCUUCCGCGCCACCCCUCUCCCACAACAAUCCUAACGAAGUCGACAACGAAAUCGACAUCCUCUCCAGCCUCCACAGCCCCAGCCUCGUCAACCUCCUCGGCUUCUCCUACAAUGGCGCCGCCGCCCACGGCCGCCUCCUCGUCGUCGAAUUCAUGAGCAACGGCACUCUCUACGACGUCCUGCACACCAAUCCCCGCCCCCCGAAUUGGGGGCGCCGCCUCAGAUUGGCUCUGCAGACCGCCAGAGCCGUCGAAACCCUCCAUUCCUCCGCGCCGCCGGUGAUCCACCGCGACAUCAAAUCCGCCAACGUCCUGAUCGAUCGGAAUCUCAACGCUAGGUUAGGCGAUUUCGGCCUCGCCUUGAGGUGCGUCGACGAUUACAGGCUGCGAUCGACGCCGCCGGCGGGGACGAUGGGGUAUUUGGAUCCCUGCUACGUCACGCCGGACAACGUGAGCACGAAAACCGACGUCUUCAGCUUCGGAAUUCUGCUCCUGGAGAUCAUCAGCGGCAGGAAGGCUCUGGAUAUGGGGAAUUCCCCGCCGUCGGUGGUGGAUUGGGCGAUUCCGUUGAUAAGGAGGGGGAAAUUUUUCGCCGUGUACGAUCCUAGGGUUCCGCCGCCCAAGGAUGCGACGGUGAGGAAGAUGCUGGCGGUGGUGGCCGCCAAAUGCGUGAGGUCGUGUAGAGAGAGAAGGCCGUCGAUGAAGGAGGUAGCGACGUGUUUGGCGGAGCUGAGCAAGCUGCUUCCUCUGUAUUCGUGGAAUGGCUUGCCCAAUCCUUGCAUGAUGGCGGAGGAUGUCGGACUCGUUGGAACGCCAUUGAAGAAUCACCUCGAUUUGGGGGUUCGAAGCAAUUUGAUGGAGUUGAUGGCUACCCCUAAUGAUGAUGCUGGAUUGAGACCUAGGGCUAAAAGGGUGCCCAAUUUGAGAUUUUGAUUUUAGGGAAAUUGGUUGAAGAUGGUAAAGAUAAGAGUGCAGAGCUCAAAAAUGUGAGCUUUUCUUUGUAGAUUAAUUGUUUCUAAUGUUGAAUUGUAUUCUAAUUAUUAUUUGCGUUGUUAAUUAAUUGUUUAAAGUGAAUGGCAAAAAUUACAUUUGUUUCAAUUUCAA
Salvia miltiorrhiza (redroot sage) is the source of this 1604-nucleotide messenger RNA. RefSeq names its product serine/threonine-protein kinase-like protein At3g51990. The coding region runs from base 303 to 1433 and encodes 376 amino acids. Gene Ontology annotation, molecular function: ATP binding; protein kinase activity. The record is from RefSeq and is a predicted model, not a curated record. Gene Ontology annotation, cellular component: plasma membrane. The transcript has a single exon. Lineage: Eukaryota; Viridiplantae; Streptophyta; Magnoliopsida; Lamiales; Lamiaceae. Gene Ontology annotation, biological process: protein phosphorylation.